This is a messenger RNA of Bradysia coprophila, 5843 nucleotides long. RefSeq names its product Salt-inducible kinase 2 (gene Sik2). NCBI's taxonomy places the organism in Eukaryota, Metazoa, Arthropoda, Insecta, Diptera, Sciaridae. Gene Ontology annotation, biological process: protein phosphorylation; intracellular signal transduction; microtubule cytoskeleton organization. The record is from RefSeq and is a predicted model, not a curated record. Gene Ontology annotation, cellular component: cytoplasm. Gene Ontology annotation, molecular function: ATP binding; tau-protein kinase activity.
CAUCAGUAGUAUUUAUGUUGUUGAACGGUGUGGUCGCAUUUAAUUGCCCAUAGCCGCACUACGUCGUGUCAGUGUGUGUGUUUAACCAGUGUGUAGACAUUGGUCUGGAGAAAAUAGAAUAUUUCGGUUUACAAUAUAAAGAAGAAGAAGAAAUAUUCUAUUCAGUGAAAGAAGAAAGAAAGAACUCACAACAAUUAGGCGAAUCAAUAGUCCAAUUUUUAAAAUUGCCAGUGAAAAUGUUGUCCAUUUUGAUGAAUUAAAUGCGGGUUCAUUUGGUUCGGUGCGUGAAAAUAAAUUGAUUUAAUGUCGUUGCCUAGUCGGUAAAUCGGUGUAUUAUAUUGGAUAAAGUUGAAUAGAUUUUUCCGCUGCCAGAAAUUUUAUUCGUUUUUUGAUACUCUCCACAAAAAAAAAAUUAUUUGUAUGUGUACGUGUGCGUGUGUGUGUCCGUGCGUAAUCACAACAUUAAAUUAAAAUUGAAGCAAAAUUUUUAAUUUAUUUUGGAUUUUCCGGCCGAUAAAAGGGGAUGAACGAUUAUCCUGAUCAAUCAAGAAUCAACAGAAACUGUUUCGUAAUGAAUGUUGGUGGUAUCCAUCUAAGUAGAUAAAUAAUGAGUGAAUAUUCUAAGUGAUAAUAAAAAUAUUUAAAAAUAAGAUAAAUAAAUAAAAUCUGUGUGCUACGUUUCAGCAACAUAAUUGCACGGCACCAACAUCAUGAUAACUAGAAUUUUACACGAAAAACAUUGAUAAACUCCGAUAGUUUAUUGCAUUUUUUAAAAAAAUAGUUAAUCAAUCCAUAUUGAUAUGUGACACUUUCGGCAGGAAACUAUUUUUUUGUUGGUUUAUCUCAAACAAGAAAUUAGUAAAGAAAAUUUUUCAUCAAAUUUACCAUUAACGCUGAUCAAGGAUGUUUUUCUGAUCCGGUACGAAAAAAAAGUUUUUUUUUUAAAUACCAAAAUGGGGGAACGUGAAACCGUUACGAAUGGCAGCUGUCAGCAAAGUUCCACCACAAUAUCAGCAAAUCCGAAUUUGUGUGGAACGAGUGGUUCGAUUUCCAUCGGUGGCGUUGCCAUGCAUUCGUGUUCGUCGGUUAGUCUGAGUAGUUCAGCGUCAAAUGGUGUUCGGUCUUCCAUUAAGUCAAAGGGACCAAUACGGGUAGGAUUUUAUGACAUUGAACGGACAAUUGGUAAAGGGAAUUUUGCGGUGGUUAAAUUGGCUCGACAUCGGAUUACUAAGAAUGAGGUAGCAAUUAAAAUAAUUGACAAAUCCCAGUUAGACAGUGGCAAUUUACAAAAAGUUUACCGGGAAGUGGAUAUUAUGAAACGUCUGGAUCAUCCGCACAUCAUUCGUCUAUAUCAGGUCAUGGAAACCAAAAAUAUGCUUUACAUUGUAUCCGAAUAUGCAAAUCAAGGUGAAAUAUUCGAUUACAUAGCACGGUAUGGCAAAAUGAACGAAAGAACGGCACGACAGAAAUUCUGGCAAAUUUUAUCAGCCGUUGAGUACUGUCAUAAUCAUGGCAUUGUCCAUCGUGAUUUGAAAGCCGAGAACCUGUUGUUGGAUUCGAACAUGAAGAUAAAAAUUGCUGAUUUUGGAUUUUCCAAUUUUUAUUCACCCGAUGAAUUAUUGGCUACAUGGUGUGGAUCGCCGCCGUACGCUGCGCCUGAAGUGUUUGAAGGAAAGCGUUACGUUGGACCGGAGAUUGAUGUUUGGUCACUAGGCGUCGUUCUGUACGUUCUUGUGUGCGGUGCACUCCCUUUCGAUGGAUCAACGUUGCAGUCGUUACGUGACAGAGUUUUGUCGGGACGCUUCAGGAUUCCAUUUUUUAUGUCAUCAGACUGUGAAUCGCUGAUACGAAAGAUGCUGGUACUGGAUCCGCUGCGUCGUUACACCAUCGAGAAGAUCAAACGGCACCGCUGGAUGACCAUCGAAGUGAUGGAUCCGAUUCCAAUGGAGAAUGCAUCGGGUGGCACAUCAACCGUCGAACCAAACGAACAAAUUUUAAGACUAAUGGCUACGCUCGGUAUUGAUGCACAGAAAACGCGCGAAAGUCUUAAACUGAACAGCUACGAUCAUCAUGCCGCCAUUUAUUUACUGCUGCUGGAUCGAUUACGUUCGCGUUCGAUGUCACAGGAAGUGACCGCAGCGAAUAAGCAUCCGUCGCUGGAGUCACAGAAACGACGACCCAGUUCGAUAGCGGAGCAAGCAAUGCGAAAAUUAGGCAUAAACAAUAAUUCACCACCACAACAGCAGCAACCAGUUUUGCAACGGACUGAAUCGUCAUCACCGCGACACAGUGCGCUUCUGACUAGUGACCGGAGUUUAGAAACAGUUUCAUCGACAAUCCCAUCACCCAGACACACCAAUUCACCGUUGCUGGCCGAGUCCAGUUUGGAUCCGAUUGCUGGCAGUCGUACCAUCGAAACAAUAAUUCAUCUCAGAGAUACGAAUAUACGGGAUCCACCGCAACAAUUACGCGAUAGUUCAUACUUCCGCGGAUCAUCUGUAUUGAAUUCGUGCACACCAACUCUGUCGGCUAGAGAUCGGGAUUGUAGUUUGUCGUAUCUGGCUGGUACCGGUCAGUAUGGGAGUUUAAUCGGUGCACGCGAGAAUAGUUGUUUAAGGUCACGGGACAAUUGUAUCACGGCAAUAAAUCAUCGCUCACCGUCUAGUCGUUUGUUAAGUAGUGGAAUUGAUCAACGAAUCAUCAAGCAAAGUACUGAAGACUGCCGAAGAUUGUUGCAGCAGGCUACAGCUGUUGCCGACCCCACUCGUUUGUCAAAUAAUCCAACGAUGGACAUUGCAUCGAAUCCAUCGAAUACGGCCAUACAAUCGCAUUCAACACCGCCGCCACCAUCAACCACACCAUCGCGUAUACUAACUUCGUCGAAUAGUUUUGAUUCGAAGUCGAAUAUGGCCGGUUUUGCUGCCGGAUUUUAUAUGUCAGCCGAGGCGACAAGAUUAUUCAAUACGCUGCAACAGAGUCCGUUACCAUUGGUUUCCGAUACAAGACCGGUUGAAAAUUCAAAGAUUCCUGCACAAUCCAAUUCAUUCAAUCACAAUCACAAUGAACAAAGACUGCCAGAGCCGCUCAGUUCCAAAGAGAAUAAAUUAGCAAAUUUUGGUGACUCGACACGAAGUACACCACCAUUUAAGGACUACUUAAACAAUCAACAGGCCUACGCUUACUUUCAAUCGAUCGAAUGUGAUAAAUCAUCGUUGCAACCGCGCCAUCACAUCAUCACCCAACAGUACAGUUCCAGCACGGACGAAGGUUGUGACACAGAUCACGGUGAAAUGGAUGAUGCACCGUCAACGAUACCAGCGCCAAUACAACGAUUGAAUUCGUAUGCCAGCAGUAGUUCCAGCAGCGGAGUGGCGACCAAUUUUCAUUCGAAAAGUUUAAGCCAGAAUUUGAGUUGUGAAUCGUCGCGAAGCAAUUUUUCCACAUUUGAAAGUUUGGAUUUGAAUUUGUCGGAUUGCAGUGAUUUGGCGGGGAGUUUGCCGUCAUGUGCAUCGAGUUCGGUUAUUACAGCUAUCGAUACGACUGUUGAUGUUCGGCGACCGGUAAUUAGCGCUUCUACAAUCCAUCCGUGUGUCUAUGUAUCACUAUCGGGAAAGUCUCCAUGUUCAUUUUCUCGGCACAAUCCAUUGGGACAUAAGCACAAUCUGAAGGGUAACUGUCGAGCAGUUACACGCUCACCAGUCGAUUUUCGUGAGGGUCGUCGAGCAAGUGAUGGUUUGGUGGCCCAGGGCAUUCUUCAUUCACAGUCCGAGUAUCCACUCAAUUCCACUGUAGCAUUUAAUAGUCAGCGAUUACAUGAGGCUUGCAAGGCCAAAGGUGUUUUAGAAUUGCAUUUGCUGCAAAAAGAGGCGGCCCAGUUGAAAACGCAAUAUCAAGCGAAUGUACCAGUCGAUGAGAUGACUGUGCGUCAAAUCCAGCACAGUCAAUUCCACGUGAAUCCAAUGAAGAACGGCAUUGACAUGCAACCGAAUUUCCAUUCGGGAUUAAAGCAAGGCUGUGAUGGUUAUUAUAGUAAGGCUGGCGAUCUAUCGGCAUUUGUUGGACUGUUGAAGAACGACAUGGGUAAAAUGGAUGCAAUGCGAGACUACAAAUUGGAGCAACUACAGCAGUCACAGUUGCAAAAGCCACCUUUGCAACAACAACUCAUGCAGCAUCGUCUGUUGCAGCAGAAGCGACAGAUACUUCAGAAACAGGUUGCAAUGGAAACAAACCUAAGUCGACGGCAAAUGCUGCGCCAACAGAGCUAUAAAAUCGAAGAAUUUUCGCUAUCUGUUUCAAAAACAGCCCAACAGCAACAGAUCCUUCCUCCCUUGCCACUGAACGAAAUCGAAUCGGAGGAUUUGUUGGCAUUUCAGGCGAUCGUUGAAGGCCCGUUGCCCAGUCCGAUGCAAUAUGGUUCACCCAAACUUAUGAAAACGACUCACAUUCAACAGCAAUCGGGUGACUGUUGGAAUUCGCUGUCCGGUUCCAUGCAAACGUGUCAGAUCAGCGAAAAUACAUUGGCGCACGAGUCAUGGGCGCAUCCAGCUAUCUAUCAGACAACCGGCAAUUUGUAUCCACCACCUUGGCCACUGGGAAGUCAUCCACUAUCACCGCCAAUGCAGCCGUUAAGUGAAAGUCCGAUAUUAGAAUUAACUGAACAGAUGGAGUCAAUUUAAAAGUAAAUUUAAGCGUUAAGAUCAAACAGAUGGGAAUCUCGAUAAAUUAUGUUCCGGACGCGAAUUGUGUUGUGUACUAUUGGCAGACUGAUGCAUGGAUACGAUUUUCAUGACCCAAUUUUCUUUCAGUAACUUCGAGUGCAAAAUUGUACGUUUCUAUGAUCUUACCAAUAGGGCGUUCGUAAAAUAGUUUUCAAUGAAGCGAAAGCUUGAACGAAAACGAUGAUCUUUGACCCACGAGAUUAAUACGCACACAUUAUAACAAAACUCAUUUCAUGGCCAAGCAGUCACUGCCACACUUUCGGUCAGCCGAAAAUCAAAUUCAACCGCAGAUUUGGAUUUUUUUUCUCGUGAUUUGGAUCUUUAGCAUGUAAAGUACCUAAAUCUGUUUUGGUUGGAUUUUUUAAGGUGAUUUUGCCUUCAGAUUGAAACUUCAAACUGAAAGAACGUGAAUCCGAAAUUUUAAAUUCAGUUCCGAUAACUUAAGGGUAUAGGUUCAGGCUAACCUGUUUUCGGUUCAAAACCUAUCUGCACCUGAAGUAAGGAAACCUGAUUUAAAACAGGUCAGGUUCAGUUGUUAGAACCUGAAAUCUUAUCUAAAAUCAAUCGUCCGAAAGAGAUACAUAAAAAAAACUCCUUACCCAAGGCUCUGAUGGAAGAAAAGCUCGUAUUCGUGCAUCUAUCUGGAAUUGACAGAUGUUGAGUUCAACGACUGUUUAGGAAAAUUAAAAUUAAAAUUCAAAAUUUACAGUCAUCAAUAAGAAACUUUGUUACUAGAAAAAUGUCGUAUACAACAAAAAAGAAACUAUUUACCGAAAAAUGAAAAUGUUUUUAAAACAUCAAGUUAAUAUAGUCACUGCAAAGCAAAAACAAAAUUUAGACUCAGUUUUGAAUUAGAAUUUAAUGUAACACAGACUUAGCUAAAGGAAAAAUCAAUGUAUCGACACAAAGACAUUGAUAAAUAAUAAUUAAGAUUUGUAAGUGUAAUCAAGACUGCAGUUUUGAGUCAAUUGUAAUUUUUAAUAAUACAAAAAAAAUGAAAUCUAAAAGCAAAGAAACAUUACUCACCAUUCCUCAACGUUAUCGGUAACAAUUUACAGAAUAAAAUAACAAACAAGAAAAAUACUCAAAAUGAAUUGAACAUCAACCAACAGAAAGAUUUUGUAA